This is a messenger RNA of Sporothrix brasiliensis 5110, 714 nucleotides long. RefSeq lists its product as uncharacterized. The coding region runs from base 1 to 714 and encodes 237 amino acids. The record is from RefSeq and is a predicted model, not a curated record. Lineage: Eukaryota; Fungi; Ascomycota; Sordariomycetes; Ophiostomatales; Ophiostomataceae. The transcript has a single exon.
AUGCACCGUCCCGUCUUUGUCGGCCUCGCGCUCGCCGGCGCCGCCGUGGCCGUCGAGCCGUCGUGCACGACCGUCAAGUGCGUCUUCGACGACCCCACGGCCACGCCCGCCAUCACGGCCUACCCGGCCACCCUCAUCUUCUCGUCCCACGACACCGUGCUCACCUCGUCGUACGACUUUGCCGCGCCCGGCGGCGACGUCGCCUCGGCGGCCGACGGCGGCAACACCACCGACUACCAGAACAUGGUGACCGUCGAGGCCCAGGCCACGUCGCCGGCCUCGUUCCCGGCCACCGUCGUCCAGGUCGCCGUCACGACGCACGAGCUGGUCCACGGCACCGCCCCGUCGCGCGUCACGGCCGCGCCGUCCGUCGAGACGCACUCGUCCACCUGGAUCCUCCACGCGCCCCAGCCGACCGACCUGCCGCGCCACGACCAAGGCCUCUGCGGCAACUGCACCCAGCCCGCCACCUGGGCCCCGGCCGCGUCGUGCGUCGCGCAGAACCAGACCACCGGCUGCGUGCGCCAGUGUGCGCAGCGCGACGGCCUGUGGUACUGCUUCCGCCAGGACGACUGGUACGAGGAGAACGUCAUGGGCCGCGUCUGCUGGUGGCUCAACCCGUUCUACGGCACCACCGAGUUCAAGAUGCUGGGCACGCCGUGCGUGGACGGCGACCGGCACGUCGACUGCGCGGCAUGCGAGACGUACGGUUAG